Messenger RNA from Serendipita indica DSM 11827, 2553 nucleotides. The record is from the annotation of a GenBank genome assembly. NCBI's taxonomy places the organism in Eukaryota, Fungi, Basidiomycota, Agaricomycetes, Sebacinales, Serendipitaceae.
AUGUCAAGACACCGUUUCGUCCGUGGUAUGGAUCUCGCCACAGCUCAGGAUGACUACGAAGCACUAUCUGAUGGAGGGGAGGAUCCGGACGACGAGAUCACUCCAGAGCAACUUGCCCAAAUGAACUCUGUUCGGGAACAUGUUAGAGCCGUCAUUGGCAAUCCCAAGAAGAGUGGCAUCACAGACAAGGAAAUAGACGAUGCCUCGUGGGACUACUACUUUGAUCUAGACCAAACAAUGGAUUACAUCCUAGGUUUGUCCCUCCUUGUGCUCGAUGCUUCAGCCACUCCUUACCUUGGCUCAGAUGUUCAAUCGAAGCGCAAUGCAGCAAAAGAACGGCAAGCCAUAGAGCCUACUACUCCCAGUGAAACUUCUACCCUUUCAAACCUUCAGCAGCUUGCUCUUGCAAAGAAGGCGGAGUCAAAGCCGGCACCCAAAUCCUUGGCCAUGCUCGCAAAGGCGGGCUCAAAACCUCUCCCCUCCAAGGAACCAACCAACAACAACAUGGAGGUUGGCAGUGCUCCUUCGAGUUCAGAGCGCCCUCUCUCCAAGCUGGCACAACUUUCAGCACGAAGCAAAGUGGCUGCUCCUCCAGCUGCUAAGGGGGUGCCUUCCGUUGGACCUGGACAGUCAAAGCUAGCUCUUAAAAUCAGCGCAGCACGCAAUAAUACAACAAAGCAAUCGUUGCCCGCUGAGACGGUUGUGGGUCCGCCUCCUUGGGAGAUGCAGCCUUCAGGAAACUCGCGAGUACGAGCGGCCAAGGCGUCCCCAUUCGGCACUACCCUUACGAACAUUGCGCACCAGCAAACAAACUCAUCUCCUCCCACUCUCAACACUUCCUCCUCGGCGUUCAAGUUUGAUACGCCAAGCCCCGACGACACCGUUUUGCAUGCUCGCCGUGGAACAUCCCUUGCAUCCCGCUCCGUCGUGGAAAAGGAAAAGCAAGAGAGGAUGGCGGCUGUGAGAGGUGGCGUGGCGUCUGGAGCCGCUACGCCAGUGCGGGGAAACAAGAAGAAUAAGACGGCAGGCGUAUUGUCUGGAACAGCAACACCUAUUCAUCGACCACCGACUCAAUUGGAUAUCGAUAUGAUCGCACUUAAUCUCAAGGAGAAGGAGGAUCUUCCUCCGAAAGAGAUGGAAGAACCACCAAAAGCUUCAUUUACCAGAGAAGCACUUUUGGAACAGGCAAAGAAGUCAUUGGCCGGAGAAGGAGACGCAAAAAUUAGUAUCAGUCUGGUAAUCAUUGGACAUGUCGAUGCUGGCAAGUCGACACUAACCGGGCGUCUCUUGUACGACCUUGGAAGAAUAGAAGCCAGGAAACGGACGCAGACCGAUCGCGCUAGCCAGAAAUCCGGUAAAGGCAGUUUCACAUGGGCUUGGGAGCUCGACUCAGGAGAAGAGGAGAGGGAUCGAGGAAUCACGAUAGAUAUAGCGCAGACGGUUAUUCCGCUUCCGACGCGAGAGUUGGUUGUUCUCGACGCGCCUGGACACAAGGACUUCGUCCCGAAUAUGAUAUCAGGUGCUUCACAGGCGGAUUGCGCUCUCCUCGUGGUCGACGCUACGACGGGGGAGUUCGAAGCGGGCUUCGAUAAAGGGGGCCAAACACGAGAGCAUUUGAUUCUCGUCCGUAGUCUAGGAGUUCAACAAUUAGUGGUGGCUGUCAACAAACUGGACACGGUGGAAUGGUCAAAAGAUCGAUAUAACGAAAUUGUCGAGUCUCUCAGCCAGUUCCUUGUUCAAACGGGAUUUCACCCCUCAAAGACGACGUUUGCACCCGUCGCUGGAUUCCUCGGAGUCAACCUGGUGACUCGAGACAUACCAGAGGCUUCGAGGCUAUCCGAGUGGUACUCAGGCCCCACGCUAGUCGAGCUGUUGGAACAACUCGAGCCACCCGGCAGAGCAGUAGAGGCGCCAUUUAGAUUCCCUGUCACCAAUGUGUUCAGAGGACAAACUGCUGUUUCGUCUGGAUACGCAGUUAGUGGCACAAUUUGCUCAGGCUUGAUUCAGGUCGGCGAGGUCGUGCGAGUUGUCCCUGGAGAUGAGAGCGCAAUCAUCAAGCUGAUAGAACGCGAUGGAGAAACGAUGUUAUGGGCUGCCGCUGGCUCCAACGUUCACCUCUACUUGACAGGUAUCGACUCUACCCAUUUGAGCAUCGGAUCUGUUCUUUGUUCCCCCGCAUCUCCAGUGCCAUUGGCCAGCUCGAUUGUGGCGCAGGUCAUACUCUUUGAUAUUCAAACACCUCUCAUCAAUGGCGCCUCCGUUGAACUCUUCCAUCAUGCUCGCAAUGUCCCGGCCACCAUCACUCUCCUCGAAUCGCUGGAUCGCGUCACUGGAGUUGUCUUAAAAGCAAAGCCUCGCGUCCUGACCAAAGGCAUGUCUGGCAAGAUACGCAUCACGAUCAGGGCAGGCAGCAUAUCGGAGACGGCUGGAUUAGCAUCCUUCUCUAGACUACCCGUUGAAACGUUCAAAACUAACAAGGAUAUGGGACGAGUCUUGCUGCGGAGGGAUGGUGAAACCAUUGCAGCUGGCAUCAUCUUAUCUUAUGACACGUGA